Messenger RNA from Triplophysa rosa, 1678 nucleotides. RefSeq names its product myb/SANT-like DNA-binding domain-containing protein 4. Lineage: Eukaryota; Metazoa; Chordata; Actinopteri; Cypriniformes; Nemacheilidae. The coding region runs from base 887 to 1591 and encodes 234 amino acids. Gene Ontology annotation, cellular component: nucleus. The record is from RefSeq and is a predicted model, not a curated record. The transcript has 5 exons.
GAGUAAUCUUCGAUGACCAGCUGUCCUUCAGCGAUGACAUUGCAAAAACAACAAGGUCAUGCCGAUUUGCAUUACAUCAGGAAGAUCAGACCCUACCUUACUGAGCACACAGCGCAACUACUUGUCCAGGCCCUUGUAAUCUCUAGGCUGGACGUCAACGCCCUGCUUGUAUGCCUGCUGAGGCAAACAGUGAUGUAACCAUUACCGGUUCUACGAUAAACAGCGAUAAAAACGUCCAAUGAGACGUGGGCUUGCAGAAAUGUAACUUACAUUUGAAGAACAGGAGGAAGAAAACCUGUUGAUGGGCGUGUGGUUCGCUGUUUACUGUAUGUUUACAAGUGAGAGCUUUUCACAACACACACACGUCACACAACAUCAGAAAACAUAAGUUUGGUCUAAAAAGUUUGUAUCUCAUAUAAGCGAGCACUGCAGGGGCCAGUUGUUCAAAAAGUUAAAUCUGAAUCAUAAUGGUCUGGAUUUGAAAUCCCCAUGUUUUGCUAUCCAGGAUCAGAUAAUCCAUUUGACUUUUGUGGCGGAUUUUCAAAUGAAAACUGGAACUGUAAAUGUAAUAAAUCACUAGUAAUUAUCUUUCCUCACUAAUCAAUGAGUUACCUGGACACCUGUGCCCGGUUGCAUAAAGCACCUUAAGUUUUUCCCUUAAGUUAUACACUUAAGGGGUGAUUUCCCCUUAUCUAAGGGAAUACCUUAAGGCCAUUGCAUAAAAUCCCUUAAAGGUUUCCCUUACCCUAAGGGAAGUGUUUAAGUGUUUCACGACAUCGGCGCAGGUUUGCCGUUAUAAAAUUAUGUCGUUGCCAUAGAUACGCUUCUGUUUACACAAACGCAGGCAGAGGUUUCACGGGAGUUGGAGGACAAAACCCAUUGAGAAAUGGAUAAAGAAAACAAAAAAAGGAAGCCAAAUUGGACAGAGGAGGAGAAAUGUAUUCUUCUAGAUGAAUAUGGGAAAAGAAAGGCCAUUUUAAAAAGCAAACUAAAUCCCAACGUAACUGCGUCAAAAAAACAAAAGCAAUGGGAUGAAAUAACGGAAAAAAUAAACGCACGAAAUCUCGAUGUGAAGAGGACGGUUCAGGAGGUCAUAAAAAAAUACGAAAACAUCUCUGUGGUAGCUAAAAAAGAGCUGAGUCUUUAUAAGAGGGAAUCCAACAAAACGGGUGGAGGACCACCGCCGGCCGACUUGUCGGACUGUACCAAAAUUGUGCAAGACAUCCUUGGGGCGGACUCACCUAUCCUAGCUGGCAUUCCUGGUGGAGUAGAGAGCGAAGUUGAGCCAGUGCAACAAUGUAUCACAGAACCUUUACAGCCGUCUGAGGAACAGCAGAUACAGCACCGCCAGAGCGCCAGCAGAGCACCUGCCCAGGCAACAGCAAUAAGACCGCAAACAGUUCCAACAAGAGAAGAAGUGUUGGAACUACAGAGAGAGGUUCUGCAGCUACAAAAAGAAAAACUGCAGCUAGAGAUUGAGAAAAUAAGGAAGGAGAAGGACAAUCAGGAACUCUAUCAAAUUAUUCUAAACAACCAACUUUUGCAGCUUCAGAGAGAAGGGAAAAUAACAAUCACACCAUUUGAGGAAUAAAUACUUUUUGUAUGGCAGAUCUGAAAAGUAUUGUGUUUUUAAUGUUAUAAUAGUAAUAAUAACAACAACAAUAAUAUAAAAAAAAUU